UUAACUUUGAGGUUCCUGCCACCCAAAAAACUACAAAUUUGCUGACUGCUUUACUGUACACGUUACUUCCCCUUCUCCCCAUUCGUUAUAAAGAUGGAAGUCGAUGCGAACGCUUUCAUACGAAUUCUGCAAAGAUGGCAGAUCAGCAAAAGCGAUGCCGAAGUUUUGUCCGAGGCGGGGCCGGAUGUAUGGGGAGGGCCGGGGUGGGCACGGCCCACCCAGACGUGAGUCGUGCCCACCCAAUCAAAAUGUCGGUGUUCUGUUAUGCAUAAAAGAUUGAUGGGUUUUGUGAUUGAAUACAUGAUUUUUAAUUGCUUUUACGUCUAAUUGGCAUCAUCUAGUGGACGCCAUAAUUUACUGCAUCUCAUGCGCACUUUAUUUGAAAGAAACUGCAACACGGAAGUGACUUGUUCGGUAGAGAACCACACGACGACGGCCGCAGUCAGUCAUCGCCGCUAAAAUAAGCGAGAGAAGAUGGACACCAAAGAGGCAACGAGCGACGCAGUAAGCCUUCUGUCAUGGGAGCAAGUGAGCCGCCUGGACGAAGUCUUAAGUGAGGUGGUGCCCGUCCACGGUCGUGGCAACUUCCCUACGUUGGAGGUGCGCUUGAAGGACAUUGUGGCUCGGGUGCGCUCCAGCCUAGCCCUGAGUGGCAUCCGUGUAAAAGACGUACGCCUGAACGGCUCGACGGCAAGCCACGUGCUGGUGCAGGACCUGGGCUGGAGCUACAAGGACCUUGACGUCAUCUUCAGGGUGGACCUUCCACACGAGUCAGAAUUUCGACUGAUCCGCGACGUGGUGCUGGGUACCCUGCUGGACUUCCUGCCUGAGGGUGUCAAUAAAGAGAAAAUCACACCCGUGACUUUGAAAGAGGCUUACGUGCAGAAGCUGGUCAAGGUCAAUACGGAGCAGGACCGCUGGAGCCUCAUCUCUCUGUCCAAUAACAACGGCCGCAACGUGGAGCUCAAGUUUGUCGACUCCAUCCGCCGGCAGUUUGAGUUCAGCGUGGACUCCUUCCAGAUCAUCCUGGACUCCGUGUUGGCUUUUUAUGAAGCGGACGCUGCUGCGUCAAUGUCACCCGAGCGCCACCCGGCAGUGAGCGGCGAGAGCGUCUAUGGAGACUUCCACGUGGCGCUGGGCCACCUGCGUGACAAGCUUAUCGCCACCAAGCGGCCGGAGGAGAUCCGCGGCGGCGGUCUGCUCAAGUACUGCAACCUUCUGGUGCGUGACUUUCGGCCCGCCAGCGAAGAAGAGUUCAGGGGACUGGAGCGCUACAUGUGCUCACGAUUCUUCAUCGACUUCCCGGACAUCGGCGAGCAGCAGCGCAAAGUAGAGGCGUACCUCCAGAGCCACUUCGUGGGCGAGGAGGCCAGCAAGUACGAUUACCUCAUGAUCUUGCGCCGUGUGGUCAACGAGAGCACAGUUUGCCUCAUGGGCCACGAGCGGCGCCAGACGCUGCACCUCAUCUCGCUCAUGGCCUUCCGCGUACUUGCCGAGCAGAACGCCAUACCUGAUGCCUCCUGCGUCACCUGCUAUUAUCAGCCGGCGCCUUACGUGCGCGAUCACAACUUCAGCAACUACUACGUGGCGAACCAGAAUAUUCCCACGUGGCUGCCGUGCAACUGACUGAGUGAAGGGAGGUCCGAGGGGCACACGCAAUAAACGGAAGGUCACAACUUUUGAAGAGUUUUGGAGGAAACCUUUCUUGUUCCUUUUCUUCCGAUGCAACAAUCUGAUAUUUUUAAGUGUUAUCUCCACUUGCUUUCUUUCUGCCCACCAUCAAAGAGUUAAAGGGCAAUUAAGGGCUGUUGGACAAUAAGCUUUAAAAUUUGAAUUUGGUUUUUCUCCCUCCUUACUGGAAUUACAAAAAAAAAAAUUAAAACGUGGGGAAAAUGUAUUUAAAAAAAAAAAAAAAAGGUAUCUAUAGGAAAGUAAAACUGGUGGCCAAAAAGAGAAAGUGGUUCUGGUAUGUUUCGAGGAGUCAAUUUUCUUUUAAUUUAGUUUGGACUUUAACUCUUAAGGACUGCCAAAAGUGCCUGUAAAAAAACUGAUUCCAGUAUAAUCAGAGAAAGUUGUGGGAGUGGGUUCGUCCGGGCCGGUCCUGAAGGACUUGAACAUGUUCACGUGACCACGUGCCAAUUUUUAAAGCGGGGGCAAGCCAAUUUAGCCACAUUUUUAAGGCAUGUCGGAAAAACUGCUAAUUGUGCCGAGGCAAUGGCAUCUGCAGGGCUACCAGGCAGGUUUUUGACCACAAAGUGCCUGGGCUGAUUUUUGUCCAACAUCGGUCUUUGCUUGUGCCUCCUUAGGAAGUCCAAGCACGUGGUGAGCCCUCGCAGUCGCCCUGCAACCAGAUCAUGCUUCUAUAAUUAGCCUCAUUCAUUCUUCCCAAGGGGGAGGGGUUGCCCACCACACGAACCCCAUAUGCGGUAGUGGAUGUAAAGAUACCAGGUGUGCUUAAUGACAUCAUGCGAUUACUAUUAUUAGCAUUGUGAGGCAGUGUCAAACAUGGUGUUUGUUGCUUUAUUACGCAAGUGGCCAUGACCCACCCACCCAGCACCAACGCGCAACUGUCCCCCUUACAGGCCCCCGGCCUUUUCUUGGAAUCACUCGCCUUUUCCUGUAUGCUGCCGCUUCUGCAGUGUUUGCACCAGAUAACCGGCAGCACCUCUUAUCUGGAGUCCGGGACGUGGGUGGCCCGGGUGUGCUGCCCCAUAACAUGCGCAGUCUCAUGCCGCCCACGCCUGCUCCAGACCCCUAAUUUUUGUUUUCUUUUGAGUGGGCUUUUAAAUUUGACUGUUUAAUUUCACAUUUAUGCUUUCGGAAGAAUCAAGUUGUCAUUUCUGUUUGGACCCUAAAAGCUAAUCCCCCUGUUUGGGGAAAGUUCUGGUCACUUUUUGGAGUUUAUUUUUAUUUUAUUUUCUUCUGUUCUUAGUCACCCCUUCCCUUUCUGUGCACCUUUGCACCCUGAGGGGUCAGUCACAUUUUGUCGCUUAGGAAUGUAAAUAGGCUAACAAGCGCUUGCUCAGGGAUUGAACUUCCCCGCCCCCUUUUUGUUUUUGUUUUUUGGGGGGAGAGGGAGCAUGAAUAAUUUUCAAGCCCCCUCCCAACUAGGAAAGACUUGUUUGCGGCGUCGUUCAGGUAGCCGUUAUUGGCAGAAUGCUUCACGGUCUUCAAAAUGAGUGUUGUUUGGGGAGCUGUGAGCAACAAGGCCUUGUUUGGCUUGUGUCAAAGUUCAGAUCAAUAGGUCGUGCCUUAUCAUUAGUGUUUUGGCAAUGAUUAUUAUUUGUUUAUAAAGAUGCCAAGAAGAGGGGGACGGGGAUAAGAAAGCACGCGGCCUGUGUUUGUAUUUGCGCUAGUUGCCUCUGACGGUGUCUGUAUGUCAGCCCGUCACCAGGGAUAAACAACCUUCACAUGAGGGUGAAGUGCCUUUUUGUUUGUUUGCUUUUCAGGGCUCCUUUCUGCUGUUAACUCGUCAGUGUUAGAUUUUUGGCGCUUCCGUUGUGCGUUUUGGCGCAGGUGGCGCCCUUAAGAAGUCUUGUUGAGCUCACAAAGUAGUGGUGGUGGCGGAUGCUCAGUGGCCUCGUGCCAUGAGAACGUUCUCAAGAAAAAAAAAUGUAAUUUUUGCAGCAUCAGGUUGAUGCCUGAAAGAAAAUGUGUGAGUGAGGGAAUGCUGAUUGACAUUUACAUGAAAUGUCAAAGUCGCACUUAACAUUUUUGGAAAGAGAAAAAGCUUUUUGUCGCCGUGGUAACUACGAUGACUGAGUUCUUUUUUUUGUUUUUUUUUCCUAUUUGUCAGCACUUAGACCUCAGUUGACUUUUUCAUUUUUGGAAAUGUUCACAUGUAGCAGGAAAAUGUGUUUGAAGAGAAAAUGAUGAAUAAAAGAUAUUGAACGCAA
This is a messenger RNA of Corythoichthys intestinalis (scribbled pipefish), 3896 nucleotides long. RefSeq names its product terminal nucleotidyltransferase 5C (gene tent5c). Gene Ontology annotation, biological process: mRNA stabilization. The transcript is spliced from 2 exons. Lineage: Eukaryota; Metazoa; Chordata; Actinopteri; Syngnathiformes; Syngnathidae. The record is from RefSeq and is a predicted model, not a curated record. The coding region runs from base 475 to 1626 and encodes 383 amino acids. Gene Ontology annotation, molecular function: RNA binding; poly(A) RNA polymerase activity.